This is a messenger RNA of Raphanus sativus (radish), 981 nucleotides long. RefSeq lists its product as uncharacterized. The record is from RefSeq and is a predicted model, not a curated record. Bases 137 to 817 code for a protein of 226 amino acids. The transcript is spliced from 2 exons. Lineage: Eukaryota; Viridiplantae; Streptophyta; Magnoliopsida; Brassicales; Brassicaceae.
UUCCUACAUGUGUAUAAAUAGAGACGAUCUUCACAUCUUUAAACAUCUAUCUGCUCAUUUCCUCACAAGAACAAAGAGAGAGUUUAAACUUACCUUAUAAUCAUAAAUUACUCAGUGGAAAUAGAGACUGAGGUUAAUGGUUUCUCGACAAAAAGGAACCCUCUACUCCAGAAAGAGGGAUUUUACAAUCUAUGAGGAAGAGUUUCACAAUUUAUUCAAGAAGAGCAAACAAGAAGAUCCACCACAGGGCAAACUUCAGAGCACUAAGUUCAAUGAAGGACCAAAAUCAGAGAGUAUGAGAUCAAUUACCUUAGAUUUUGAACUUCAUCUCAACACCUCUCUACCUUCAGAUCGGCAGAAACCUAUGGAGGCUGAGGGAUAUUCGAGAGCAUCUGAGGAUCAUAGUACAUACCCCAAAGAUCCGGUGAUGGUCGGACGUCCUAAGAUGAGCUUAGACCUUGAGUUGAACCUUUCACCUUCUUACUCACCUUCAAUAACCACAACGGAGAUAGAUGAAUCCUCAGAUCACCAAGAGACCGCGUCACCACCAAAGGGUAAAAAAUUGACAAGCCCGAGCAUGAAGACAACAACAAGUGGGACAAGGUUAAACCGAUCACUGUCUUGGCUUGCUUUUGAAGGCGGUGAUGAUGAUCACAAGGAACAAGAGAUGGUAACAAAAGUAUGCAUGAAAUGCCACAUGCUGGUUAUGCUAUGCACAUCAACUCCUGUUUGUCCUAACUGCAAAUUCAUGCACCCACAUGAUCACAGCUCUACAAAACUGUUUAAACCAUCAAAUUUGCUGAGGCUUCUGUGCUAGGCUCUUCAGUGGGUUAAUGGAUCAAAGAUAUUAUUAUUUUUUUUUUUGAAGGAAUAAUAUAAGGUAGAGACUAGAUAAGGACAAAGUUAUGUAUAUACACAACAAGUACCAAACAUUUUUACUAUCAUGCUUCGUAUGAAGGAUAUUAAAUCUCUUUGUUCAUA